Messenger RNA from Rhododendron vialii, 2693 nucleotides. RefSeq names its product pentatricopeptide repeat-containing protein At5g66520-like. The record is from RefSeq and is a predicted model, not a curated record. The transcript has a single exon. Gene Ontology annotation, molecular function: protein binding; RNA binding. Gene Ontology annotation, biological process: RNA modification. The coding region runs from base 391 to 2073 and encodes 560 amino acids. Lineage: Eukaryota; Viridiplantae; Streptophyta; Magnoliopsida; Ericales; Ericaceae.
UUUGGAACUUAAAAAAAUGAAGGAAAAAGUGGAGAAAUUAGUAAUUUUUUCCUCUCCCCUUGUUUGAUUGGUGAGGAAACAAGAAAAUAUUGAAACAUAGUAGUAGUAAUUUCUUCCACAUUUUCCUCAAAGUUUCGUUCUCAUUUCUCAAUCACCUUUCUCUUCCUUUCCUUUCCCCAAGUUUCAAACAGUCUAGGGAAUCUGUUCUCACUUUGAGUCAUCCUUUUUUCCUUUUCCGAAUCACCGGAGGUAAAAAGUAAAAGAAAAAUGGACUCUUAAGUUGGCCGGAAAUCUAAAUUCUGGACCUUUUCGAAAAGUACUUGAAAAUCGUAGUUCUCCUACCCGCCAUCUAUAACAGUUUUAACGGCUUUAAUUCAAGUUCCUCAGCGCAUGAGUAGCGGAAAAAGUCUCUUGAAACCGAUCUCGUAUCUCUCUUACCUUUCUCUCUCACAGAGAUGCUCCACCAUGGACCAACUCAAACAAAUCCACUCCCACCUAAUCACCACCGGCCUCGCCCGUUUCACCUACACCACCAGCAAAAUCUUAGCUUUCUGUGCACUAUCCCAAACUGGUGACUUGAACUAUGCACACACAGUUUUUAACCAGAUUUUACUACCCACUACCUUUGAUUUCAAUGUCAUGAUAAUGGGUUAUUCCGAUAGCUCGGAACCCGAAAAGGGUCUCGCAGUUUAUUCGAGUAUGCAAAGAAAAGGGUUCGAGCCAAAUGAGCGUACUUUCCCUGCUUUAACCAGAGCAUGCUCUUGUGCUUAUGAAUUAUAUCAAGUUCAUGGUCAGACAAUGAAGCUGGGCUAUUGUUCUGAUGUUUAUGUGAUUAGUUCUCUUAUACACGUGUACUCAAAAUUUGGAGCGACGAAUGUGGCUUGUCAAGUGUUUGAAGAAAGUUCUAGCAGAAAUGUGGUUUGUUGGACUAGUCUUGUAAGUGGGUAUUGUAGUAAUGGGCUGGUUGAAAAGGCUCGUGAAGUGUUUGAUUCAAUGCCCCAGAGAAAUGAUGUUUCUUGCAGUGCCAUGGUUUAUGGGUAUGUGAGGAAUGAGGAUUUCAACGAAGCGAUUAAGUUGUUUUGCGAGUUGAAGAGUUGGGGUUAUGUGAGGCCUAAUCGGUCUCUUUUGGUGUGCGUUCUCUGUGCUUGCGCAGCUGUGGGUGCGUUUGAGGAAGGCAAAUGGGUUCACUCUUACAUAAACGAGCAUUUCUCAGAGCAUGAGGCUGAGUUGGGUACUGCGCUUAUAGAUUUUUACGCAAAAUGUGGACAAGUAAAAGCUGCAGAAAAUAUAUUUCGUACGAUGCCAUGCAAAGACGUAACAACUUGGAGUGCUAUGAUCAUGGGAUUAGCCAUCAAUGGGGAUAAUGAGAGGGGGCUUCAGCUUUUUGCAGAGAUGGAACAAAGGGGGCCAAAACCCAAUGCCAUAACCUUUGUCGGAGUUCUUUCUGCUUGCAACCACAGAACUCUUGCAAAUGAAGCCUGGAGAUUAUUUGGGUGCAUGGGUAAAAUUUAUGGUAUCUCACCGGUGAUUGAGCACUACGGUUGCAUGGUUGAUCUCUUAGCCAGGGCAGGACGAAUCAAAGAGGCAGAGAUUUUGAUAAAGAGCAUGUCAAUGGAACCGGAUGGAGCUAUAUGGGGGUCUUUGCUUAAUGGGUGUCUGAUUCAUGGCCAUGUUGAGUUGGGGGAGAGAGCAGGGAAACAGUUGAUCCAAUUAGAACCUCAACAUAGUGGUAGGUAUGUUCUUUUGGCAAAUAUGUAUGCUGCGAUGGGCAUCUGGGAGGUUGUAUUAAGGCUACGGAAUAUAAUGAAAGAGAGGAAAGUAGAUACAGUUGCAGCUUGGAGUUUCGUUGAGAUUGAUGGGGGUGUCCAUAAAUUUGUUGUGGAUGAUAAGUCUCAUUCGCAAUCAAGUGAUAUCUACAGUCUUUUGAAUCAGCUUAAUAAAGAACUAGUGUGGAGAUGCUUUUCGAAGAGAGUAGGACGGAGUGACCGGAGCAUGGCAUCCCUUUUUGACCAAAAGAGCCCCUGCCCACAAUGGAGCCAGACAAGAGGAACUUACAUGGACCUGACAAUAUGAGAGUACCCCAAACGCGGAUCCGCUGGAACUCUAUCAAUAUGGGCUUGAGUCAGGGAUCAGAGAAGGCAAAUAUGAUCUUCUAAUCGUACUCGGCCUUUCCCAGCUUAAUAUCAGCUUUCCAAUCAGUAACUUUUACUCAACAAUUUCAAUAUUGGCAUCUGUUCCAUGACCACAUCUAGCCGAUGGUGAAGGGUUAAUCUUUCAGAAACUAAAUAGAAGCCAAAGGAACUGAAAGAGUCGUAUAUCCCUAUAGGUUCCAACCGUUGCUCUGAUGUCACAGACCUACUCAGUGGCACUGUCUUGCCAGGUCCCAAAUCAUUAUCUGCGAGCUCAGUUUACAGGGUGGUGCCAAAAGAAACCAGAACGCAGGUUCAUUUUCUCUAUUUUGAUAUUGUUUACUUCUUCGAAGGUUGUGUUUGUCUAGAGGGAAAACAGCCAAAUGCCGGGCUACCUAUGAUGUGAGUUACUGGACAAUGUAGAAGCUGUGCCGAUGUUUAUUUGUAAUGCCAGUUACCCUUCACAAGUUCUGAAUCAAAUCCAAGAGUGCAAAGAAGGCCUACCCGAUUGCUUUUUAUGUCCUCUUAAAAGUUAAAGGCCCAUAUUGCAACAUAUUCUAGAAA